Messenger RNA from Crotalus tigris (Tiger rattlesnake), 6518 nucleotides. RefSeq names its product calcium voltage-gated channel auxiliary subunit alpha2delta 1 (gene CACNA2D1). The record is from RefSeq and is a predicted model, not a curated record. Lineage: Eukaryota; Metazoa; Chordata; Lepidosauria; Squamata; Viperidae. Gene Ontology annotation, cellular component: L-type voltage-gated calcium channel complex. The coding region runs from base 109 to 3414 and encodes 1101 amino acids. Gene Ontology annotation, molecular function: voltage-gated calcium channel activity. The transcript has 40 exons.
GGUUGUUUUUUUUUCCUUUUUUUCUCUCCCCCCCUCUUUUCUUUUCCUUUCUUUUUUUUUCUUUUUUUGGUGGGGAGAGGGGGGGGGCCUCGGUCCUCGCUGGGGAAGAUGGCUGCGAGCUGGUGGUUCUUCUUCAGCCUGACCCUUUGCCAGUCUUUGGUGAUCAACCUCUCCGCCGAAGGGCCCUUCCCGUCGCCCACCACGAUAAAACGGUGGGUGGACAUGAUGCAGGAAGACCUCGUGCGGCUUGUGAGAACAGCCAGUGGGGUGGAUGAACUCGUUCAAAUCUAUCAGCGUAACAAACACUUAUACACAGUGGAAGCCAACAACGCCCGGCAGUUAGUGGAAAGUGCUGCUCAAGACAUUGAGAAGCUCCUGAGUAACAGAUCGACAGCUUUGGUGCGUCUUGCUGAAGCAGCAGAAAAAUUCCAGAAAGAACAUCAGUGGCAGGAUGAAUUUGCGACGAAUGAUAUUGUCUACUACAAUGCAAAAGAAGACCUGAAUGAUUCUGGAAGAAGCGAGAACGAAACAGGGAGCCAAAGAAUCAAACCUCUGUUUGAAGAAGACCCUUUGUUUGGUCGACAAACAUCAUAUCAACAUGCUGCUGUCCAUAUACCAACCGAUAUCUACGAUGGCUCUACCAUCGUGUUGAAUGAACUGAACUGGACGGGUGCCUUGGAUGAAGUCUUUAAAAAGAACAGAGAGGAAGAUCAAAGUCUGCUGUGGCAGGUUUUUGGCAGCGCCACCGGCCUCGCUAGAUAUUACCCAGCAUCUCCCUGGGUGGACAAGAGUCAAACGCAGAACAAGAUCGAUCUGUAUGAUGUCCGUAGAAGACCCUGGUAUAUCCAAGGCGCUGCCUCUCCAAAAGAUAUGCUGAUCCUCGUUGAUGCAAGUGGGAGCGUCAGUGGGUUGACCCUGAAGUUGAUCCGGACGUCUGUCAUUGAAAUGUUGGAAACCUUGUCAGACGAUGACUUUGUGAACGUGGUUUCCUUCAAUGAUAAAGCUCAAAACGUCAGUUGUUUCAACCAUCUGGUACAAGCUAACGUGAGGAAUAAGAAAAAGUUGAAGGAAGCGGUCUACAAAAUCCAAGCAAAAGGCAUCACCGAUUACAAAAAGGGGUUCAGCUACGCUUUUGAGCAGCUACUCAAUAAUAGUCAGAGUGUCUUCAGAGCUAACUGCAACAAAAUUAUAAUGUUGUUUACUGAUGGAGGUGAAGAAAAAGCUCAGGAGAUAUUUGAGAAAUACAAUAAGGACAAGAAGGUCCGUGUGUUUACAUUUUCUGUUGGUCAACAUAAUUAUGACAAAGGACCCAUACAGUGGAUGGCCUGUGAAAAUAAAGGUUAUUAUUACGAAAUUCCUUCCAUUGGCGCCAUAAGAAUAAACACACAGGAAUACUUGGAUGUUUUGGGCAGGCCGAUGGUCCUAGCUGAACAAAAAGCGAAACAAGUCCAGUGGACCAACGUUUAUUUAGAUGCCCUGGAACUUGGAUUGGUCAUUUCCGGAACUUUGCCUGUCUUCAACUUAACCAAAGAUCAAAAUAAUGUUCAGAACCAGUUGAUUCUUGGUGUAAUGGGAGUUGAUGUGUCUCUAGAAGAAAUUAAGAAACUGACCCCUCGAUUCACCCUGUGUCCCAACGGUUAUUAUUUUGCAAUUGAUCCCAAUGGUUAUGUGCUGCUUCAUCCCAAUCUUCAACCAAAGCACAUUGGUGUGGGCAUCCCCAAAGUUAAACAAAGCAGACCCUAUGUCCAGAAUCCCAAAUCUCAGGAGCCCGUGACUCUGGAUUUUCUGGAUGCUGAGUUGGAGAAUGACAUCAAAGUCGAGAUUCGGAAAAAGAUGAUUGACAGUGAGAGUGGCGACCGGACCUUUCAAACGCUAGUCAAAUCUCAAGAUGAGCGCUAUAUUGAUAAAGGCAACAGAACGUACACGUGGACCAAGGUGAAUGGUACUGAUUACAGUUUGGCUCUGGUGUUACCAUCCUACAGCUUUUACUAUAUUAAAGCCAAGAUUAAUGAAACCUUAACUCAGGCAAAAUUCCUAAAGGUUAUUGCAACUCUGAAGCAAGAGUCCUUUGAUGAAUUUGGAUAUACAUUUUUAGCACCCAGGGACUACUGUAGCACAGUGAAAAUAACAGACAAUAAUACUGUAUUUCUUCAGAACUUCAUUGAAUUUAUGGAUCAAUAUUCACCCGAAAACCCUUCAUGUAAUGGCUUGGUGAUGAGAGCUUUGUUGGAUGCUGGCUUCACAAGUGAACUGGUCCAGAAUUACUGGAGUAAGCAAGACCCGGAGGGAAUUACGGCACGCUUUGUAGUUACAGAUGGAGGGAUCACCAGAGUAUAUCCCAAAAGUGCAGGCGAAUAUUGGACAGAGAAUUCUGAAACUUAUGAACAGAGCUUCUACAAAAGGAGCUUAGAUAAUGAGAAUUAUAUCUUCACGGCUCCGUUCUUCAACCGAAGCAUCAAUGAAGAUGGGAUUAUGGUAAGCAAGGCUGUGAAGAUCACCGUGAACGGAAAACUUCUAAAACCAGCAGUUGUUGGAGUAAAACUCAAUCUGAGCAGCUGGAUGACAAGCUUCGCUACACUCACCACUAAAGAUCAGUGUAAAAGUGGAAGUGAAAUUUGCGGGUGCGAAAAGGAUAGUCAGCAUAUCGAUUGUGUCAUUCUUGAUGAUGGAGGGUUUCUUUUGAUGACCAACCAAGAAAACUAUUUUCCAGAGAUUGGAAAGUUCUUCGGAGAGAUUGAUCCGGGUCUCAUGCGAAAUCUCAUUAAUAUGUCCUUGUAUGCCUUCAACAAGUCUUAUGACUAUCAGUCUUUUUGCGAUCCAGAGGAUGAACCGAAACAAGGAGCGGGAUUCCGCUCCGUCAACGUGCCUACAAUAGCAGAUAUUUUACAUCUUGGAUGGUGGGCCUCAGCAGCUGCCUGGUCUAUUUUGCAGCAGCUCGUCUGGGGGCUGACCUUCCCACGUUUCCUUGGGGCAGUGGAAGUGGAAGAGGAGGACUUCAGUGGGAUCCUGUCUAAACAGAGUUGUAUCACGGUACAAACACAAUAUUUCUUUGGGAAUGAUGAGAAAUCCUUCAAUGGCAUUCUGGAUUGUAUCAACUGUUCUAGGCUUUUUCAUGCAGAGAAGAUUUCCAACACCAAUUUGGUUUUCAUCAUGAGCGACAGUAAAGAGUUGUGUCAUCAUUGUGAUGCGAGGCCAUUGAUGCAAGCAGAGAAGCCUGAUGAAGGACCUAAUCCCUGUGAAAUGGUUCAACACCCCAGGUACAGAAAAGGACCCGACGCCUGCUUUGAUGAUGCUAAAGACGAUUCAGCCGAGUGUGGUGGAGCCUCUGGACUGAGCCCAUCACUCUGGUCGACGGUAGGAAUCCAGAUUAUCCUGCUCUGGAUGUUAUCCGGCAGCAGAGCUUGCCGAUUAUGACCCCGUGAAAACCCCAAACCUAAUCUAACCAACCAAGAUCCUGCCAAAAAAAAAAAAGUGAGCCCACCCUUUCCACUCAAGGAAAAAGGGGGCCCCAGUCUGCUCAGAGGGCAGACUCAGUGGCAAUGCCAGUGACUCGGAAAUCUUCUGUGGGGAAGAUGCUCGAAGGCACCUGCCAUGGCUGCAUGUUGGUGUGUCAGAUCCGUAACGCGUGUGUGAAUGCUUCAUCAUCUAGGCCAUUCAGAACCAAAUCCUGUAUGUGCUUUACCGUGGAGUGGCGAGGUUGGGGGGUAGGUCUUCUUUCGUCUGUGUGCUUUUGAAGACUUUUAUGUAAAAAAAAAAGGGCUCCCCCUUUAAAAGAUCACCCGGUUUCUGUUUGUUCGGACGUGGUUUUGAGCGGGUCGCACUCCUCAAACGUUGGAACAUCCAAUUUGUAAAGGAAAGGGGGGAAAAACCAAAAACUUGCCAUUUCCUUCGCCUUCUGGUUUAGAGUACCGAUUAUUUACAUGCCUGUUUCAACUUUGUUUGAAUACAAGCUCAACGUCAGUUUCAUUACGCUACCAUUUCACGCCGGUUCGCCGGUAGUAAAAUCAACCGUGGUUCAAUGCCGUCACUUAGAAAAACACAGAGCAUUCUUUACUCCUCUCCUCAUCUCCAUCACGAACGCGCCCACUGCCACUUCAAGCCCAUCAAUGCAACGGCAUUUAGCAGAUCUGAAUACGUUUCCAGGAUCUAAUAUAUUCUAGGGGAGAGAAUUAUAACCACGGUGGGAAGGCGGCAACCGGUUUUAAAAUAAAAAAAAUGACUUUUUUUAAGAAAAGAAAAGAAAGGAGAAAAAAAAGUUAAAACGUUUUAAGGAAGCCGUGGUGGGCUAGACGUGGAAGAUCUCCCGGAGAACUUCAAGGGUUGAAUUGGACGUGACGAGACUUUAAAUCAUGACGUAAAAUGCCUUAUAACAGAUUGUCUUUGUUUUCUAAAAACGAAUCGGGUUCCAUAACUUCAUGAACUGGACGCAAAGUUCUGAAACGGCAAGCUCGAAGCAACAAACGUCAAAAUGGAAUUAUUAUUAUUUAAAAAUUUCUCUCUUCAUCCCAGCAUCUGUCCUUUGUUGCUCAAGCUGUUACUUGUCCACGUGGAUUCCUGUUCUCAGAACAUCGUCUUAUCGAUUCCUCCAAAGUUUUCAAGACACAAUGUUUGUGAAUACAAAUGUCUUUGUGAAUACUGUAUAUCGAACGUUGGUUUUCAAGGGUAAAUUUGCAUGACGACGAAGCUGCUAUUUUGUUCAGGGUUGUUUUUUUUUUUUUUUAAGAUUUAGGUUUUGUUUUUUUUUCCUUUUCUUUUUCACGGUAGAGUGUAGUUUAUUGAACAGGUCUUUGAGUGAUUUUUGUUUUCCUGCUGUGUGAGAAACCAAAUAUUGCGGUGUGGUGCAAUUUAAUCUUAAGCUAUAUAUUGUUAAACAGAUACUCUGAAUAGACUGCACAAAGUAAAAGUUGAAAAGGGGGGAUGGUACAUUUAAUUAUCUGCUCAAAUGGGGAAAAAAAAGUGGGUUUUAUAGAUGAAAACAUUCACCUAAAUUACUGUUUACAGGUCCAGUCAGUAACUGAAAUCAAAUGGACAGGCGUUUAUUUCAAGGUUAAAAAAAAAUAAUAACUGCUUGUUUCUAGCAAAAUUAGGCCCACUUAUUAGGCAGCGUUUUACCUUCUGCUUUACAUCGCAAACACCAAAAUAAAAAAUAAAAAAAAAGUCAGAAAACCCAAACCAAUCCCUCUCAUAUAGAGUGAACACUUGGGUUUGAAGUAAAAAUACUGAUUUAGCAUGAACUCAAACAUCCGUCCCGUCAGUAAACAAUUACUUUGAAGUAAAGAAUGUUGUAGACAGAGAAUAUUUUAAUCAAGGACUUUUUAAAACUCCCCAACAAAUGUGUGGCUUUCCGGCUGUCACAGAAUUCUACUCAAAACCCUGCAAACUGCAAUUCUUUGUACGAGAACCCCGAUAAACUAUCAUUGCACUUAGCGAGUGACUUUCAUCUGAUGUUGAGCCCCAAGUGUUUGAAGCACUUCCGAGAAUGCAGUCAAAAUGCGUGAAUGGCAGGUCUUUAUUUUUCCUCUGUUCGCCUCCAUUUAUUUUUCUGAUUGUGGCUGAGCACGCUAGUGUGUUUCCCUCCCUUCCUCCUUUGACUUUGGCUGCAUCUAACUUUGAUAUUGAUUUCAGAGACGAUUCAAGAAGGAAUAACGAAGCUAAUUUUCUACUUUUUUUAAAAAAAAAGGGUGGAAUUUUUGCAGCCCCAAAGAAAUACUCUUAACAGAACGGAAUAAAUAUAAUUCGGAUUGCAACCUGGUUCUUUUUCUAGAGGUCUCAGAGUGGGCUGGCAAGAAUCUGAAUGAUCACUAGUGGCAACAAAACGACACAGAAAACCUUAAAUCUUUGUGUUGUCUACUGGUUGUGUGGAUAUUGGCAGUCCAGGUUUGGUAGCUCAACACUUCAUGGCGGGUAUUUCGUAUCUUAGUCCAGGGGUCCCCAAUCUUUUUGGUUCCAUGGACCGGCAGUGGCAGCUUUGCCAGAGGGGGAUGGCAUGGUUUCACACACACAAUAUAAAUUCCACACAUGUGCAAAUAAAGCUUUGCACGCUCGCCCUCCACUUUGGUGACCCGAUUCCCAAUGAGCCAUAGCCCGUAGUGGUCCACUGCCCAUGGGUUGUGGACCUCCUGUCUUAGUGCACUUCAUGGUUGCCAAAACUAGUCAGAGAUAUACUAUAUUUCAUUGCUCUGGUCCUCAGUGAAAAGAGUUCUGCUUGUUUAGUGUUAGGAGUCAAAUGCAGCUUGCUUCUGUUAAAGCGGCAGAUUGGUUAUUAUUUUUAAUUUAUUUAUUUAUCUAUUGGGUUUAUUUAUUUAUUGAAUUUGUAUAGCUACCCAUCUCACACGUGUGUCACUGUCUCUGGGCAGUGCACACAAUGAAAAAUAUACAUUUCUCAGGAACGGGAGGGCAAUUCCUUAAAAUGUGGCUGUGCAGAUCAAGCCCCCUUGCUGAAUUUUUGCUUAACAAUAGAGUUUGCCUUAAUCAAAAUAUUGGUCCUCAUCCUUAAUUUGCAGUAUUUUUUUUUUUUU